UUGUGGUAUAUAGAAAUAAUGGAUUCCUUAAAUACUGGUAAAAAUGAUGAGUCAGCUGUGAAUGACAAAAAUGGCUACAACCAGAAUGAUCCUGAAGAAAUACAAAUUCCUGUACCUUGGGGUUUUAUUAGCGGAAAAUUGUGGGGAUCAAGAGACAAACAACCGAUAGUGGCAAUACAUGGCUGGCAGGAUAAUGCAGGAAGUUUUGAUAACUUGGCACCAUUUAUAUCGUCAAAUCUACCCAUUCUCAGCAUAGAUCUGCCUGGCCAUGGUUACUCUUCUCAUCUGCCAUCGGGACAGUUCUAUUAUAUAUUUUGGGAUGGGGUUGUCAUUCUACGCAAAUGGUGGGGCCCUCGAUGGGUUCAACCAAUAGUGGCACUACAUGGUCGUCAAGAUAACGCAGGCAGUUUUGAUACUUUGAUUCCAUUACUUCCUGAUGAUGUUUCAAUACUUUGCUUGGAUAUGCCUGGACACGGUUUAUCUUCGCAUUAUCCAAAAUGUCAAUACUAUUAUGUUUAUUGGGAUGGUGUUAUAAUGCUACGUAAAGUUAUAAAAUAUUUCAAGUGGACUAAGGUGAAAUUAUUGGGACAUUCAUUGGGCGGAGCAAUAUCAUUCUUGUAUGCUGCAUCUUAUCCUAAAGAAGUAGAUUUCUUAAUUAGUUUGGAUAUAGUUAGUCCUAGUGUAAGGGAUAUAACUAAGACUGCAGCAAUAACAGGAGAUCACAUCGAUAAAUUCUUAAAAUAUGAACAGCUUACGUUAGACAAUACUCCAUGUUAUGAGUAUUCUGAGAUGAUUGAUAUAGUUGUAACUGCUUACAAUGGUUCCAUAAACAAAAUGGGAGCUAAAACAUUAAUGAAGCGUGGUAUACAACCUUCUUAUACUACUAACAAAUAUUACUUUGCACGUGAUCCAAGAUUGAAGGUUUCUACGCUAGGUAUGCUAUCCUUAGAUUUGGUACUUGCAUAUGCAUCCAAAAUAAAAUGUGCAUAUCUUAACAUUCGGGCCGUUCCUGGUAUGGAAUUCGAACAACCUGAAAAUUAUCAGAAAGUCCUUGAUCAAAUAAAAUUAAAUGCUAGUAAAUUUGAAUAUCAUGAAGUUAAUGGCACUCAUCAUGUUCAUUUAAUAAAUCCUGAAAGAGUUGCACCACUAAUAAUCAAUUUUCUAAAAAAUUAAAAAUAAUAUAUUUUAGAUAAUAUAGAUAUAUAUAUAUAGCGAAUUUAAUUGGUGAAAAUAAUUCAGACAUAGUUAAUAAAAUAUGUGAUGAUAUCUUAUGAUGAUUAUUUAGUAAAUUUAAAUUAUACUUAGACAGCUAUUUCUCUACGAUUUAUUAAUAUUAUAUAAUAUUUAACAAUUAUUUAAAUAACAUUUAAGACAUAAGUAAGAAUCAAAUUAAUUAAAGAUAAUUGGCACUAUUUACUACUUAUAUUAUUUUUGCAAAUAUUUAAUAUAAUAUUAUAAUACUAAGAUUUAAGCCCGCAAAAUCGCGCGUCCCGCGUGCGCACGUAUAAAUUGUAAUAAUAUUAUUGUGAAAUAUUUAUUUUCAUUGACGAAAAAUAUAAUUGUAUUCUUGAGAUAUUUAUUUGAGAAUAAAAAAUACCGUGACUAUACGACAUAAAAA
Messenger RNA from Polistes canadensis, 1618 nucleotides. RefSeq names its product probable serine hydrolase. The transcript has 6 exons. Bases 19 to 1173 code for a protein of 384 amino acids. The record is from RefSeq and is a predicted model, not a curated record. Lineage: Eukaryota; Metazoa; Arthropoda; Insecta; Hymenoptera; Vespidae.